Messenger RNA from Mugil cephalus (flathead mullet), 1620 nucleotides. RefSeq names its product serine racemase (gene srr). The record is from RefSeq and is a predicted model, not a curated record. The transcript has 8 exons. The coding region runs from base 89 to 1060 and encodes 323 amino acids. Gene Ontology annotation, molecular function: L-serine ammonia-lyase activity; threonine deaminase activity. Lineage: Eukaryota; Metazoa; Chordata; Actinopteri; Mugiliformes; Mugilidae. Gene Ontology annotation, biological process: L-serine catabolic process; L-threonine catabolic process.
CGUAAACGUCAUGGUGCUGAAAAAUAAAAAAGGGAAUCAAAUAAGUGUUCAUUCAGACGUGAACGGCUAAAAAACUCAAGUAUACAUAAUGGGUGAGGUGUCUGCAGACGCCGUCACCCUGGACCUAUUGAGAGAAGCCAGAGAGACGGUGAGGAGCAGCCCUCUGGGUGUCAUCAACACUCCCAUGGUCGCCUGGUGCCAGACCACCCUGCCUUUCAGCAUCAGCUGCAACAUCCAAAUCAAACUUGAAAACAUGCAGAGAACUGGGUCCUUUAAAAUCAGAGGAGUGGCCAAUCAGUUCGCCAGGAGGCCGAAGGGUGGCCGCUUUGUCACCAUGUCUGCAGGGAACUACGGGAAAUCCUUCGCGUACGCCUCUAAGCACUAUGGGUCGAAGGGAAAGGUGGUGAUGCCAGAAACGGCCCCAGAGUCCAGGUCCACCCUCAUACAGAGUUUCGGGGUGGAGGUGGAGCGGGCUCCCACGUCCAGUCUAAUCGACGUGGUGAACCGUUGUGUUCGGGAGGACAACAUGACCUUCCUGCACUCCUACGACGACCUGGAUCUAAUAGCAGGACACGCCAGUCUAGGUAUGGAGCUGUUGGAGGUGAUGCCCGAGCCCGAUGUGGUGGUGGUGUGCUGCGGUGGAGGCGGGCUCCUCGCCGGAGUAGCCGCUGCCAUCAAACUGUCAGGCUGUGGUAAAACCAGGAUCUACGGCGUAGAACCAGAAGGAGCCUGUACAAUGUACAGAAGCUUCACGGAGAAGAAGCCAGUGGGGAUGGACGCGAGGAGCAUUGCCUCGGGUCUCGCGCCGCCUUUCGCAGGCAGGCUGCCCUACGAGCUGUGCCGGCGCUACGUCGAGGGGAUCGUCCUGGUUAGCGACGAGGAGAUCGCGGCAGCCGUGUCCGCCCUCUACAGGUCCGGGUUCGUGGUCGAGCCGUCGGGCUCCGCCGCCUUUGCUGCCAUCGUUAACGACAGGAUACCGGAGCUGGAGGGGAAGAACGUCGUGUGCAUCCUCAGCGGAGGGAACAUUGGGAAAGACGAGCUUGCCAACUUCCCAGACUGACACUAAAAUUACUUCAUACAAAUCUGUGCAGAUGUGAUCUUCUUAUUGUAUAUUUUAUGUCAUACUAGUACAGCACACCAUGACUUCACUAUGUUUUGACUCUCUUGCCAGUCAUUCAAUUCACCACAAUAACAAAAUGCAUAUUAAUGUAAUUUCAGACAGAUCUAAUUAUAUACGUAUGCAGUUGUAAAUGAAUUAAACCAUACUUGAAGUUUGAUAUGUAGAAAAAGUUGAUUAAUUAAAAAAAAAGUUCCUCAAACUUGAAUGAAAACCAGGUCAUUUAAGGUGACUGAAAAAAACAAAGGUGGAUCAAAUACAUUGCUUUAGACACACGCUAUAUUUAUUAUUCUUGUCUUCUCCUCUGGCUGACAGUGAUUGUGGGUCUUUCAUGUCACUGAUGUGGAUUUUUUUUUUUAAUCCUCCAGGGACCGAUCUGAUAUUUGGCCCGCAGCGCUUUGGAUUUAUAAUUCAGCACGGCUGACAUGAGACCAGGACUCAGAGCCCACCUUCAGCUCUCAGAGCCAAAAAUAACUAACUGUCACAAAAAAAAAAAAGUUCAA